Neospora caninum is the source of this 3654-nucleotide messenger RNA. RefSeq names its product putative nuclear cap binding protein. Gene Ontology annotation, biological process: mRNA export from nucleus; nuclear-transcribed mRNA catabolic process, nonsense-mediated decay. Gene Ontology annotation, molecular function: mRNA binding; RNA cap binding. The record is from RefSeq and is a predicted model, not a curated record. Gene Ontology annotation, cellular component: nucleus; nuclear cap binding complex. The coding region runs from base 1 to 3654 and encodes 1217 amino acids. NCBI's taxonomy places the organism in Eukaryota, Apicomplexa, Conoidasida, Eucoccidiorida, Sarcocystidae. The transcript is spliced from 13 exons.
AUGGACUUCGCCGGAACUCCUCCGGUCGACGAGGAGGCGGACCCCACAAACUGUCUCUCCGAGGUCGCGGAGACAGUGGGGCGCGGGGACCCGGCCGAGCCAAGCCACGCGGAGGAGCAAGGCGGCGCCGCGCCGGAAGAGAAGGGCGAAGACGCCCUCGAGGCUGAAGGCGCGGCGACCGCAGAAAGUCGCGAACCAGGACAAGGCGGCGAAGAGCGAGGGCCAUGGGCGCACAUAUUCCGGCGGGGAGGCGCCGAGAGGAGGCGCGGCGCGCCGCGGGGGGGUUCGCAUCCCUACGCGCGUCGCCAGAGAGGAGACGGCUCGGGGCACGUCAAUCGCCGGCGGAGUGAUCGCGACUUGCCUCCCUGGUCGCAAAGCCGGGGGCCGAGCGGGGGCCGUGGCCGAGCGGGAGGCAGCCGCGAUCCCCGCGAGGGCCGAGAAGCGCCGCUCAGCGUGAAGGAGAAACGCUGGGUGUGCGUGCGGACGCUGUUUGUGACGAUUGGCGACGACGUCGCCCUCAUUCCGCAGCAGAUCCAGAAACUCGCACGCGAGUCGGAGAACGCGAUUGUUCAGGAGCGGGAAGAAGACCGCGAGAGAGAAGAGAGGAAGUUGAAAUUGAAGCAGCAAGCGGAGCGGCGAGACGUGGACGGGGAUUUCGGUGCAAUUGACGAGCUGAAGAACCCAGGCGACGCAGGUCACCGCGAAGAACUCGACGCGGAUGGGGCGGUGGAGAGCCAGGGCGACUCCGCGAACCGCGGGAAUGCUGCAGGCGCUGAAGAGAAGAAUGAACAGAAUUUGGAAGACCGCCUUGUCGAACUCCUCGUCGACUGUGCGAGCCUGCUUCCUCUCAAAGUCGGCAUCUACUCGUGCGUCGUCGGGCUCUGGUUCAAGAAGACGCGCCUGCGACCGCUGUGCCUGCGCAUCGUGGAACGGAGCUUCGAGCGCUUCGAGGAAGCCGUCAAGAAAGGAAACUUCUUGGACGCGAAGCUGCUCCUGCGGUUCUUCGUCGCUCUCGCUGGAAGCUUUGUUGUCUCGGCUGCUGCCUUGCCGUGGCUGAGCUCGCGUUCCUGGGAGACGCACCGCCGUGCUGUGGAAGAACUUCUCGCUCUCGCUCACCAGAUGUCGCCUGCUUCGCCAGAGGCGCUGCUUCUUCGCCACGCCACGCUGCCGAUUCGCGUUUCCGCCGGGGGCGUCCUAGGCGGAGACGAGGCCGACUCGGCGAUCCUGGCCUCCCUGGGCCUUGAUAAGAACAGAGUCCAGUCCCUCUUGGAGGCGCUCGGGAGCAUGGAACAGGUCCAGUGGAAGUCGAAGGCUACCCUCCGCUUUUACCAGUCCGCGGAUUUAUUUCCUCUGCUGAAACCGCCCAGUGAAGCCGCAGCUGCACUCGCGCCCGCCUGUUCGCUUCCGGCUCUUACUCUCACGCUGGACGAUUUGCGGCAGAUCCGAGCGCUCCCGGUGGCGAGCGUCAUUCGCCUGCCUGUUUCAAUCGAAAAGGUCGACGUGCCUCUCUCGCCUCACGAUCGAUGGAUCCUCGAGGACCACUUCCUCACGAUUCUCCACAACUUUCGAGACAACGUAACCCUGUGUGCUGAAGCCCUCUUGCGAGUGCCUGUUGACCACGACCAAUUCGACUACGUCCUCGUCGAGUGCCUGUUCAGCGCGAUGCUGCGCCUGCCUCGCGCGCCGCUCGCCACGGACGUGGAGGACACCUCGUUCUUCGUCACGCGCGUCUUUCAGCGCGUGUGUCAAAUGCAAAACUCGCUCGUGGGCGUCGUGGAAGCUGGCCUGACGUCGCUUCUGAAGCACGCAGCUCACCUUGAUUUCCAGUCGAUGCGUGUUUUGGCGGAUUUCUUCGCGUACUGGCUGAACCUGUGGGAGGGCCGCAUGAGUUUGCUGGAGGACUGGCUCAGCUUGUCGAUUCCGCCUGCAUGCGUCAAAGUCUUCGUUCGGCAUGCAUUCGAGAAGGCCUUCCGCUUCCGGUACCGCCCGAACCUGCUGGAGCUUCUGCCUGACUGCGUUCUUCCGUACAUCCCGCCGGAGCCGACACCGGCGUGUCCGUACACUGCUGAGCCGCCGCAGCAAAAUCUGCCGCUCCCCGGCGCGCCGCCGCCUCCGCCUGCAGCUGAGCUGCCGCUGACGGUCACUUCUUAUCCUGGCCACUUGGAGUUUUUGGAAGUUCAGAAGCUACUGCUGUUUAGUUUCCGGAAGCGCGAAGGCGCUGGUCCCACCCAUGCCCGUGCGCUCGGUGCGGGCGGGCGGGGCGUGCGCGACGGAGGCGCUGCGCGGCGACCGGCUCGAGGCGACGCAGACGAGGAGACCGAGGAGGACAGCAAGCCGGACGGGGAGGAAGGCCAUGAGGAAGGCGGCGAUGGAGCGAUGAACGAGGCGCACGACGACGAGGAGGCUGGCCAGGGGGGCGAGGGCGAGAAAGAGAGAGAAGAGACGGAGGGCGGCAAGCGCGACUGGAUGCAGUACGGGUUGGCGCGUCUGUUGCGCAGUCGACUGCACCACAAAACGUGGCGAAAGCGAGAUCCGCAUGCGUUCUCGUCUUCCGACUCGGCCGAGGACCACGACGCGGCUGUUGACGCGUCGAAGCGGGGCACUGGCGAAGACCAGGACGGCGAGGAAGAGCCGAAGGCGAGCAAAGGCGGUGAAGGCGAGGCCUUUCGCGAGGGUGCGUUCCCGUACGAAGACGACGACGACGGCCACGUCUGGUCACUCACAGACCUCGCGCAGGUGCUUGUCUUUGCGCUGCUGGCUCGAGGCCUCAAGACGCUGACGCACUCCGAGCGACUGGUCGAGAACUACUUCCCCGUCUUUCGAUUCCUCAAGGAGGGCGCGACGCAGAAGGCGCUGCGCGAGAUGCAGCCGGCGGCGCUGAAGGCCCGAGGCGACACGCGCGAAGAAUGCGGCGAAGAGAGCGAUGUCGAGAUGGACGACGAAGAGGAAGACGAGGAUCCCGCUGACGAGGAAGGCCUGACCAAGGCGGAGCGCCGCGCGCAAGAAGUCGAGGAAGCGUUCCUCAAAGCCGUGUUCGACUUCUGGAAACACUCGCGGCAAAAAACGGUUUUGACCGUCAGACACUUUGAGCGUUUUGGCGUCGUGUCGAAGGAGGGGGUGAUUCGCUUCGUCUUUGAAUCGCUUUCCCCCGGGGACCGAGACGACAGCCGCGUCAUGGAGCUCUUUGACCUCCUCGCACAGCUAAGCAUCCAGGAUUUUGAUGUCAAAAAAGAGACGGCUCUUCAGUUGAAAGACGCUUGCGGAGAAGACGCGGAGAAGAUCGCUGAGGCCGCGCAGGCUGCGACCGCUGCCGCCGAGGCCCUCGAGGGCGUUCAUACUCUGUUGCACUUCAUUUUGAUCGGCUUCAUGCGCGAACUGCUGAGAGAAGAACAAGAUGCGCGACGUUUGACGCUUCGGGCGAGGCUGCUCUACCUCGCGCGGGACUACGGAAAAUUCAUCGAUGUACCGCGGCUGCAGGGUCAGAUUGGCGAUUCGAUGACAGACGAAUUGAAUCAGCUUCUGACAGUGAGCAGCCAAGUCCAAACGCAGAUUUUCUUCCUGGAUCGCGAACCGGGAGGCCUUCUCGGACCUCUCGGAGACCUCGAAGAGACUCGCGAAGCUUUCCACGCGAAGGGCGGCGAAAACGGAGUUUAA